GCCUGUGUUUUUCCUGUCCUCCCUCCAGGUCCACCUCCAUCCCACAGCCAUGUCCUGCUACGAUCUGUGCCGUCCCUGUGGCCCGACCCCCCUGGCCAACAGUUGCAACGAGCCCUGUGUGCGCCAGUGCCAGGACUCCCGUGUGGUGAUUGAGCCCUCUCCCGUGGUGGUGACCCUGCCAGGACCCAUCCUCAGCUCCUUCCCCCAGAACACCGCUGUGGGCUCCAGCACCUCUGCUGCUGUUGGCAGCAUCCUGAGUGAGGAGGGAGUCCCCAUCUCUUCUGGUGGCUUUGGCCUCUCUGGCCUGGGCAGCCGCUUCUCUAGCAGGAGAUGCCUGCCCUACUAAGGAUGAUGUGGGCAUCCCAUGAAUGCGUCCCCCAGGAAGCCCAAAGCUUGGAGCUACAAUGAAGUUGGAGCUGCUGGCCUGUGUUUCCAGAUGGGCUGAGUAUCAUUGUGUCCUUCUGCGAAGCAGAGAGGAAUGCCAGGUUGCCAGCCUCCUCUAUCUGGAAACACAGCCAGCAGAUCUCUUCUUCUUCACCUAAUUUCUUGUCAUCAUCACACAUCCUUGUUGUCUCCUGCUGCCCUGUGCCUUGGGUUCAUCCUGAAGGAAGUGGAGAUGGCCCUGCUUCUUCUCCCUCUCACAUUGUGAGGGAGGAAGACCUGCAUCCCAUUAUGUUGAAGGUCUAUCAGAGUUCCAGCUGCCCUAGUAGCAACUUGGACCGGAUCCCUUCUGCCAUGCAAUUCUUUGUUUCUAUCUUCCAACUCAAUAAAUGUUAUGU
Coturnix japonica (Japanese quail) is the source of this 779-nucleotide messenger RNA. Its product is annotated as feather keratin 4. The record is from RefSeq and is a predicted model, not a curated record. Gene Ontology annotation, cellular component: intermediate filament. Gene Ontology annotation, molecular function: structural constituent of cytoskeleton. Lineage: Eukaryota; Metazoa; Chordata; Aves; Galliformes; Phasianidae.